AUGCGACUUCUGAACGAUGCUACAUUUAGGAGCAUUCCGGCAGAGGAGAGCUGCUGCUUUCUGAACCAUUUGUUGAGAUUCUACGUGGAGAACGUGUUCAAACACUACACCCCAACCAGCGACCUUAUCAAGAGGAAGACGAGCAGCCUGGCUAACUCCUUCCUCAGCGUCAAGAGAGAUCUUCGACAGUGUCAUGCCCAGAGGAAGUGCAACUGCGGGGAACAAUCCAGAGCUCAGAUAAAGAAGAUCCAGAACGCAUUUGAAAUGCUGGAUCAAAGGGCGGCUACUGUCAAAGCUUACAGCGAAGUGGACAUCCUUAUACGUUGGAUGCACGGAUUUCAAAGGAACUGA
Messenger RNA from Callorhinchus milii (elephant shark), 351 nucleotides. Its product is annotated as interleukin-20-like. Lineage: Eukaryota; Metazoa; Chordata; Chondrichthyes; Chimaeriformes; Callorhinchidae. The transcript has 4 exons. The record is from RefSeq and is a predicted model, not a curated record. Bases 1 to 351 code for a protein of 116 amino acids.